Messenger RNA from Amblyraja radiata (thorny skate), 627 nucleotides. RefSeq names its product probable G-protein coupled receptor 83. The record is from RefSeq and is a predicted model, not a curated record. Gene Ontology annotation, cellular component: plasma membrane. Gene Ontology annotation, biological process: neuropeptide signaling pathway. Lineage: Eukaryota; Metazoa; Chordata; Chondrichthyes; Rajiformes; Rajidae. The transcript has a single exon. Gene Ontology annotation, molecular function: neuropeptide receptor activity. Bases 1 to 627 code for a protein of 208 amino acids.
AUGUCCCUUUCUUUCCGAGAGAAGAUCAUCAGGAGUCUUUGCAUUCCUGCUUUUCUGAAGCCUUCAGAAGUCUUCAGGAGGAACUUGGACCUGUCAACCUUCGUGCUGCUCUUCCUGCUGCUGUUGGCGGUGAUCACCGUAGCCACCGUCGCGGUGAGCAAGAAGCAUUGGCUGAGGAAAACCAUCGGUGCUAUCACAGUGACCCAGGCCGCCACUCAACGCCACAGGAAGAUGAGGACCAUCAAGAUGAUCGUGCUGCUGGUGGUGACCUUUGCCCUCUGUUGGUUCCCCCUCAACGUCUACACUGUCCUGCUCUCCGGCCAACGUGUCCAAUUCAACAACACCCUCUACUUUGCCUUCCACUGGGUGGCCGUGAGCAGCACCUGUUGGAACCCCUUCAUCUACUGUUGGAUGGACAACAGGUUCCGCUCCAACCUCAUGACCCUUCUGGCCAAGUGUGGGUGGAGAAGGAGGAGAGGAGGCAAGAUCCUGGUGCUCACCGCGGCCAGCGGAGACGGGAUGCAGCCGGGGGUGAGAUUGGAGGACGAGCCUGGCCCGUCCACGGAGAAUAUGAGUUGCUACCUUGGUGGGCGCAGGGGUAACAAUGGGGAGGUGAGUACAGUUUAG